AUGAAGAGGAUUUUCCUAGUUUUGAAUAUCCUCGCAAUAACCCUGCCUUUCUUGGGUGCAGAGGUGCAGAACCAGGAACAACUAACAUGCCAUGAGAAUGAUGAAAGAUUUAUCAAUAAGAAAACAAUCCAAUAUAUUCCAAUUCACUCUGUGCUGUCUAGCCAUCCUUACUAUCAAUAUAGACCAGCUGCACCAAUUAAUAAUCAAUAUAUGCCUUUCCUAUAUGCAAUACCAGUUGCAGUUAAGCCACAUACCCAAAUUCACCAAUGGCAAGUCCAGCCAAUUGGUCACCAACAUACUACAGCACAUCAUCCCUUCGUAUACCCACCAAUUAUUACCGUUUCCCCAAAGAAAACUCAGGAAAAAACAGUUGUCCCUACUGUCAACACCAUGGCUACUGUUGAGCCUACACUUCCUCCUACCAUUGACCCAACAGUGAAAAUGGUCAUCACUCCAGAAACUUCCUCAGAGUCUAUCAUCACCAGCACAAUUGAGACUACCACAGCCCCAGUCACUACGCCUAUGGUCUAA
Messenger RNA from Condylura cristata (star-nosed mole), 531 nucleotides. It is a transcript of the gene CSN3, whose product is annotated as casein kappa. The coding region runs from base 1 to 531 and encodes 176 amino acids. Gene Ontology annotation, cellular component: extracellular region. NCBI's taxonomy places the organism in Eukaryota, Metazoa, Chordata, Mammalia, Eulipotyphla, Talpidae. The transcript is spliced from 3 exons. The record is from RefSeq and is a predicted model, not a curated record. Gene Ontology annotation, biological process: lactation; protein stabilization.